CCCCAACCUUUUGACUUCCCACUUCCACUCGCGUUUCCUUCUUCAACUUCCGUAGAGAGAGAGAGAGAGAGAGAGAGAGAGAAUGGCGAGGGCAGUGAGAGGAGUGAUUCUCGACGAGUCGGUGCUGUUGGCUACGCUCGGAGAUGGCGGCUGCUCUCUGCAACCGGACGCCGAGCCUCUUCUCCGCCGGCUUCGCCACUCGCAGAUCCCCACGGGAAUCUUGAACGAGGACGAUGCGUCAGCUGAGAAGGAAGGUUUUUUGAAAAAGCUGGCAACGACAUACUCCUUUGAUUACUUUAGCUUCAAUGCGAGCUCCAUAGAUGAUGCCACAUGUGAUAUUGGCAAAGCUUGGGGGGAAACUGAAGGGAAUAUACUGUAUGUAGUCUCUGAGAAUAAGAAGGAAGCCUGCGUUAGAUUGAGAAGCUGCAGUUGGUUGACUACUGUUGUCAAACUCGAGAGCAGCAGUAAGUGUGAGACUUGGGACUUGCCUAUUAACAUGCUUGGAGAGCUCCCUUUGACCAUAUGCAACUUAAUUAAAAAGGAAAGUGGGAAUGGUGUCCUGAGAGUUGGUUACAUUAUGAAGCCAUCACGUGAAGAAGACUUUGCUAAGAGAGGGGCAUUCCCAAUGUAUCCUACUCAAAAUGGGCUGAGUUUUGUGCCUCUCAUCUUCAAACUCCCACUAUCUUCUCAAUUACAAGGUGUCGACUUGGUUCUUCAUAAAGCUACUGAUGAAAUAGUAUCCCUCAACUUGAACAGCUCUUCAGAACUAACAGAAAGAGUUACUUUCAGUGAAGGCAUGCAAGAACUGAAAAGGUUCUUGGAGCAUAAUCCACAGUGUUGUGUUAUCGAUCCAUUUGAUAAAGUUUACCCUGUAUUGGAUCGUCUGGAGAUUCAAAAUAUACUAUGUGGACUACAGGAUCUUAGCAUGGAGGACAGUUAUAGAAUCAGGGGUGCCCAUUAUCUCAAGGUUGAUACUUUUAACGAGCAUGAAUUGAUAACAAGACUUUCAGAAGCAAAGCUAUCUCCUCCCUGCAUAGUAAAACCACAAGUUGCCUGUGGAGUAGCUGAUGCUCAUAGUAUGGCAAUUGUGUUCAAAGUGGAGGAUUUCAUGGAUUUGAAAGUUCCACUUCCAGCAAUUAUUCAGGAGUACGUUGACCAUUCUUCUACCUUGUAUAAAUUUUAUGUCCUGGGACAUAAAGUUUUCCAUGCUGUUAAAAAAUCUAUCCCAAAUGGACAUACGCUGAUGAAAUUAGCUGGAAAAAGCGGACUACAACCUCUAGUCUUUGACAGUUUAAAAUCUCUACCUACUGCCACAAACUCUCAGUCUAGAGGUGAUGACUCUAGCGCCACUUCUGCCGAGUCUCUCAAUCUUACUCUGGUCACUUGUGCUGCAAAGUGGCUUUCCGAAAGGCUUGACCUGACCAUCUUUGGCUUUGAUGUUGUCGUUCAGGAUGGAAGUCGGGAUCAUGUAAUCGUAGAUGUGAACUAUCUCCCGUCGUUCAAGGAGGUGCCUGAUGACAUCGCGAUACCUGCAUUUUGGCAUGCCAUUAGGAGGAGGUAUGAAUUGAGGAGGACAAACAGAUAAGAAGGUGGUUCGUCAUGUUAAUUUCCAUCUGCAAAAUUUUCUGAUCUCAACUAACUUUAUAGAAAGGCCCAAAGUGGGAUAAUUUUGAAGAUGAGGCACUUCAUAUAGGAUGUCUGCGACAGAAUACGGAACAGGCUCCGUCCAUGAAGAGUAUAUAUCUGCCUGUUCACCCCAAUUGGCUUCUCAGAAACUUAUUCAAAUGCUUAGUGAUAGAAGUGUGACUUAUAUAAAGAGGGCUAAAACGAACGUCAACUUUUCAUGGUUCUAACUGCAAUUUUACAGUUUAAGCAUGGCUGAGAAGGAAGCCGCAUUUUUUAAGCUCAAUGUUUGGUUGGAUAGGAUAGAGAUUCGGUCCAAGAUAUGCUCGGUUGCGUCGUGCUUUCAGAUUGUUCAGCUGGUGGAGUAUGACUGCUAAUCUUAAAUUGUCCUCCUUGAGUGGACCCUUCAAUCUGGAUCAUAUCCUCAGUUUCGGCCUACUGAACAACUUGAUAACAACUAAGCUCAACACAUUUGAGUCAUUUUCUAAUAAAUAACGACCAGUCCCUCUCGGAGAAAUUUUUUGUAGGUUCAAGAUGAGAUGAGGUCUUUUAAUAAGCGUGUGAUGGAUGAUGGAAUCAAAGCUUCUUUUUCAUACAAUGGUUUUUGUCUACCGUUGCUUCGUUUGUCACUGAACCUUUAAGUCUUUUAAGUUAUUCCUCAAGUUAUACCGCCACUAGCUAGAUUUCUGAGAUGGUUUCUAGUCACGCAACAGCAGUUGACGAUAAGAUGUUGACGAGCAUCGGGCAAGAUUGUUGUUCGGCGAUUUGCAAUUGAUGCCACGCGAUGUAACCACUUGAUGUAACUUCUCUUUUAGUUUCUUUAUCUUAGCUCCGUCGCUCGAGGUAGUGCAUCGAGGAAGUUACUUCUACUUUCGACUAGUCGAAAAUUGUUAUGAGCUGAUUUCCCCCGGAUCGAUCUUGAGCACGGUGGUGAGACGCGGCAUCAAUCUGCUAGGCAUUGGAUCUCCUCCUUUUGAGUAUGGUUCAUAGUAAACGGCCCAGCAAGAAGCAUGCUUUGGAAGAAAUUUAGCAAGUGGG
Molecule: messenger RNA, 2661 nt
Organism: Rhodamnia argentea
Lineage: Eukaryota; Viridiplantae; Streptophyta; Magnoliopsida; Myrtales; Myrtaceae
Product: inositol 1,3,4-trisphosphate 5/6-kinase 4
Exons: 12
Coding region: 83-1585 (500 amino acids)
Biological process (GO): inositol trisphosphate metabolic process
Cellular component (GO): cytoplasm
Molecular function (GO): inositol-3,4,5,6-tetrakisphosphate 1-kinase activity; inositol-1,3,4-trisphosphate 6-kinase activity; inositol-1,3,4-trisphosphate 5-kinase activity
Source: RefSeq, a predicted model, not a curated record